Alosa sapidissima (American shad) is the source of this 1351-nucleotide messenger RNA. RefSeq lists its product as uncharacterized. The coding region runs from base 246 to 863 and encodes 205 amino acids. Gene Ontology annotation, cellular component: plasma membrane. The record is from RefSeq and is a predicted model, not a curated record. Gene Ontology annotation, biological process: immune response-regulating cell surface receptor signaling pathway. The transcript has 5 exons. Gene Ontology annotation, molecular function: signaling receptor activity. NCBI's taxonomy places the organism in Eukaryota, Metazoa, Chordata, Actinopteri, Clupeiformes, Clupeidae.
GUGGAGGUGCAGGCUCAUCUAUAGCCUAUCUACACUAAGAGUGAGAGAGAGAGAGAAUGAGAGAGAGAGAUAGACAGAGCAAGAAAGAACAAUAAAGUGAGAGGAUCCAACAGCAGUAACAGCACAUGUGGAUCUAGACCUCCAGUGGUCAUCUGGUUGUACUCCAUCAGUAACAGCACAUGUGGAUCUAGACCUCCAGUGGUCAUCUGUUUGUGCUCUGUGUCUCUGCUGGCCUGCUGGUCAUCAUGGACGUUGUGAGUGCUGCUGCUGCUCCAGUGCUGUGGCUACUUCUCUCUCUUCUCUGCCAGAGCACCGCUGGUCAGGAUGAGGCCAUGUGCGACCCUGAGGUUCUGGUCAGAAGGAACACUGUCCUGAGAACAGCCCCGAUGAAACCCCUGACACUGAACUGCACCAUCAGAUGGCAGAACUGUGACACAGAGCCCACAGUCACCUGGUGUAAACUCACCGAUAUCAACUGUGUACAACUGGACUCAACACAGAAACAUCACAUGUCCAUCUACCAGGAGAGAACACCGGGAGGGGAAAAUGAACUGAUCUCUCGUCUGAAAUUCCACCACGUGACCAAACAUGAUAAUGGUCUAUAUCGCUGUAAAAUAUCUCAAUCUGUAAUCAGCCAUGCCAUCAACAUAUCUGUGUCAGAAACCCCACAUACUACCACAGGGAGUCCACCCAUCAGGACUGAUCCGGACUGGCUGAUCUAUGUGUGUGUCUGCACUGCCUGUGCAGUGGCCAUUCUCAUCAUCAUCAUCAUCUGCUUCUGCACACUCAGAGGUGGACAUCACUUCACAGGACACUGUCUCUGCACUGAGUUACUACGAAGCCAGUCUGGUCAGGUCAUCUGAUCCAGACCAUCCAAUGGAUGAUGGACCAGUUAGUUAGACAUGACUUCUACAGCCACGAUCAAUAUACAUUCUUUCAUUCAUGACUGUUAUAGCCAUGAUGAAUAUACAUACGGUAGAUGAAACUAUAUGGCCAUAAUGUUGUGCGUGGCGGAGCUGAAGUAACGUCACAGACUCACAAUCGGUUGACCCAUGUUCGUGAAGUUGUGAAGCCAUGUCCCUUUGGAUACAAUCAUCUUCUAAAUUUCAGACAACAUGUAACUUUAACUUUAACCUGCUUGGAUGGAUUUUACCCAGCAUGGUGUCAUCAUUAGACAUCAUGAACCACAGUGUCUUGGACUCCGGCAUUUGCACAAUUGUUAUGUUUGUAAUUGUUUUUCUAAGCCUGAUUACAUAAUGUUACACAUCUAUAUUUCUUAAGCUAAAUGACUGCAGUUUCCUAUUUUAUUGGUGACAUUUUGUAUGAUUUAAUAAAAACAGUUUAAAAUCUU